UUAAUGCCUCUACUUAUAAGUUUGGCAUACUAAUUUAGCCGAGUUUCUAAUCACAAACCAGACUUUGAUUCGAAUGAUAGCUGAAAUAACCCUCUUCUCCUCCCAUCCUUUUUUUUCAUACAAAACAAACCGUUUUGGGCUUUUGGCUCAACAAAUAAACAACCCUUGACCAAACCAAAACGGUGCGUUUAGGAACCUCAAAUAUGGAUAAAUUUAGAUUUUCAAUUGUCUAGAACGUUCAGCCAUGCCAUGAAAGCCAUUUCAAAGCUCAAAAGCAUAGCAUCUGCAUCACCUUCGCGUUCGCGUUCACUCUCUCUCGUCUCCAUUGGUUCGCGCAAUGUGCCAGCCUCCUCCUUCUCGUCUCUGCUCGAUGAGUUCACCAACUUCUGCUAUCAAAGAGACCUCCCACGAGCCAUGAAGGCCAUGGACGCUAUGCAAAGACACGGCAUCUGGGCCGAUUCUAUCACUUACUCCGAGCUCAUCAAGUGUUGCUUGGCUCGCAGGGCUGUCAAUGAGGCUAAGCUUGUUCAUAACCAUGUCUUCUCUAAUGGGCACCAGCCAAAAACCUUUCUUAUCAACAUUCUUCUCAACAUGUACGUGAAAUUUAACCUUUUGGAUCAAGCUCAGGAACUGUUCGACCAAAUGCCUGAAAGAAACGUUGUUUCAUGGACAACGAUGAUUUCAGCUUACACUAAUGCUAAGCUCAAUGCCAAGGCACUCAAGUAUUUGAUACUGAUGCUUAGAGAAGGUGUCAUGCCUAAUAUGUUCACUUACUCUUCAGUUUUGAGAGCCUGUGAUGGGUUAUUAAGUCUCACACAGCUGCAUUGUAGUAUUAUCAAAGCUGGUUUAGAAUCCGAUGUCUUUGUUCGGAGUGCUCUUAUUGAUAUAUACUCAAAAUUGGGUGAGUUGCAAAAUGCACUAGGUGUUUUCAAUGAGAUGGUGACUGGAGAUUUGGUUGUUUGGAAUUCUAUCGUAGGGGGAUUUGCUCAAAACAGUGAUGGUGAUGAAGCUUUGAACCUGUAUAAGAGAAUGAAGAGAGCUGGUUUUCCACCUGAUCAGUCGACACUAACUAGUGUCUUGAGAGCCUGUACUGGGUUAGCGCUUCUAGAAUUGGGCAGACAGGUCCAUGUUCAUGUAAUAAAGUUUGAUCAAGAUCUAAUCCUUAAUAAUGCACUUCUGGAUAUGUAUUGCAAGUGUGGCAGUUUGAAAGAUGCAAACUUCGUGUUUACUAGGAUGUUGGAGAAGGAUGUAAUCUCUUGGAGCACCAUGAUUGCAGGGUUAGCCCAAAACGGUUUCAGCCGAGAGGCACUAAACUUGUUUCAAUCCAUGAAAGAUUAUGGGGCAAAACCUAACUACAUUACAAUUCUUGGGGUUCUGUUUGCCUGUAGCCAUGCUGGGCUUGUAGAAGAUGGGUGGUACUACUUUCAAUCGAUGAAGAAACUUUUUGGGAUCGAUCCAGGAAGAGAGCAUUAUGGUUGCAUUAUUGAUCUACUUGGAAGGGCUGGGAAGCUUGAUCAAGCAAUUAAGUUAAUUAAUGAAAUGGGAUUUGAACCAGAUGCUGUGACGUGGAGAGCUUUGCUGGGUGCAUGCAGAGUUCACCGAAAUGUGGAUCUAGCUAUAUUUGCUGCCAAACAAAUUUUAAAACUGGACCCUGAAGAUGCAGGAACCUAUAUAUUGUUAUCUAAUAUAUAUGCCAAUUCUCAAAGGUGGGAUGAGGUUGCAGAAGUUAGGAGGACCAUGAAAGCUAAAGGAGUCAGGAAAGAACCAGGGUGUAGCUGGAUUGAAGUGAACAAACAGAUUCAUGCUUUUAUUUUGGGAGAUAACUCACAUCCACAAAUAGAUGAGAUCAACAGUCACCUAAACCAGUUGAUUCAUAGAUUGAUGGGGCUGGGUUAUGUUCCAGACACUAAUUUUGUCUUGCAAGAUCUUGAGGGUGAACAGAGCGAAGAUUCACUUCGAUACCACAGUGAGAAACUGGCAAUUGCCUUUGGUAUGAUCAGCAUGUCAAGGGGGAAGACUAUCAGGAUCAGGAAAAACAUCCGGAUUUGCGGAGACUGUCAUAUCUUUGCAAAACUGUUAACAAAGAUGGAACAGCGGACUAUAGUUAUUAGAGAUCCCAUUCGGUACCAUCAUUUUCAGGAUGGGGUAUGCUCUUGUGGGGAUUAUUGGUAAUAGAAUAUGAAGAGUAUAGCUUUUGAUGCUUGCAUCUGCUGGGUGCCAAUAGAAGCGGGUGUAAAGAGACCAGAAAAUAGCUCAGCUCCCAGGCAAACUGCAUAAUCAAGACAGUAAUUUCGCAAAAGCUGCAUAAGACCUUAAAUCACAAAUGUGAGAAGCAAUAAGCAGCACUGCAGCACAACCAUAUGAUCAGAAUGAAUUUUGGGAACAGAGGUGGACCGGCAACAAUGCAACUUACUAAAGCUGUGUUCAGGAGCAAUCAGAUGUACAACAUAUAUUAAUUUGAUAAAUUCUGUAGAAUGAUAUGUUUUGUUCAAUUCAAUAGAAAGAAUGCUAAAUGCAAUGUGAAAUGAAAUGCAAUAUGACAAACGUAUACGGUGAUAUAUUGCACUAAAAUUGCAUUCAUUUGCCUAAA
Molecule: messenger RNA, 2590 nt
Organism: Quercus lobata
Lineage: Eukaryota; Viridiplantae; Streptophyta; Magnoliopsida; Fagales; Fagaceae
Gene: REME1
Product: Pentatricopeptide repeat (PPR) superfamily protein
Exons: 1
Coding region: 250-2172 (640 amino acids)
Biological process (GO): RNA modification
Molecular function (GO): zinc ion binding; protein binding; RNA binding
Source: RefSeq, a predicted model, not a curated record